Ostreobium quekettii is the source of this 1372-nucleotide messenger RNA. Lineage: Eukaryota; Viridiplantae; Chlorophyta; Ulvophyceae; Bryopsidales; Ostreobiaceae. The record is from the annotation of a GenBank genome assembly.
GGAAGCCAAACGCGUGUUCCCCGGGGCAAUUAUCACCCACGCUCCUCAGGCGCCAUACUUCGCUCCUCAAUUCACCGCCAACUACUUGGAUGUUGAAACACAGGCUGGCAGCAUGAUCGACUUCUACAACGUUCAAUUCUACAAUCAAGGAGGCACAACCUAUGACACGUACGACACAUUGUUUGAGCAUGCCAACGGCUGGUCAGCGGGCACAUCUGUCAUGGAGAUGGCGAACAAGGGCAUUCCCAUGUCCAAGAUCGUCAUCGGGAAGCCAGUGACGAAGGCAGGCGUCGUGAACACUGGCUUUGUGGAGAUGAACCAGUUGGCCAGCUUCUUCAGAGAAGCAGCCUCGAAAGGGACCUUACCAAGGGGUUUCAUGGGCUGGCAGUGGAGCCUUGAUGUACAGCAGCUGGGCGGGACAUGGGCGCAGACGUUGAGUGCGGCUUGGACUGGUGCGCCCAGCACUCCCACCAAUUCACCCAGCCCUUAUCCUCCCAGCCCUGUGGACAGUCCCAACCCGGAGCCUCCCUAUUCCCCGGAUCCAGUUAGCCCAACGGAACCUUCAACGGGCAGUGGGUCUUGCACCCAGGAUUACACCGUCGUCACCGGAGACUCACUUUGGGAGAUAGGCCAGCGGUACGGAAUUCCGUGGACAGAGAUCUUUGAUGCCAACCGGGAUACGAUGUCGGACGCAAACGCCAUAUACGUCGGCCAGCAAUUGCACAUUCCCGUGCCGUGCGACACGGAUGACGGCAGUGUCCAAGUGCCCACCGCCCCUCCACCUCCCAUUCACGAACCUUCACCCGUUCCUGUGCCUUCGCCCGUUUACGAUCCCAUUCCGGUUGGCGGGAAUGGGCAAGCCUGCACUGGCUCGCACUUGGUGCAACCGGGGCAAUCUGUGUACGUGCUUGGGGACAUAUAUGGCAUCAAUUGGCAGGAGAUCUUUGACAUGAACAGGGAUAGGGUUGCACACCCCAGCCAGGAAGUCGUGGGCCAUACUCUCAGGAUUCCUUGUGGGAGUGCCAUUGGCGACGUGCCUUUGUCAGCACCUUUGUCACCUCCUUCCAGGCCUGCUUAUGUUCCAGAGCCUAUUGUGCCACAGACUCCCACUUACGUCCAAGAGCCUAUUCUGCCCAAGCCAACAGACGAUGGUGAUUUGGGAUUUGACUCAGUUGUUCUGGAUCAACCCAUUCCGGUUGGUGAUUCUAGGCCCGACUGCCCAUCCACGCACCUUGUGCAACCUGGGGAGUCUGUCUAUGAGUUGGAAAAGAUGUACAACGUGCCAUGGCAAAAGAUUUUUGAUGGGAACAGGAACAAAUUGUCUGAUCCAAGCCAGGUGAUUGUUGGCCACACACUUGAUAUCCCUUGCUAA